Molecule: messenger RNA, 876 nt
Organism: Cantharellus anzutake
Lineage: Eukaryota; Fungi; Basidiomycota; Agaricomycetes; Cantharellales; Hydnaceae
Product: P-loop containing nucleoside triphosphate hydrolase protein
Exons: 3
Coding region: 1-876 (291 amino acids)
Biological process (GO): double-strand break repair via homologous recombination
Cellular component (GO): chromosome; cytoplasm
Molecular function (GO): four-way junction helicase activity; ATP binding; 3'-5' DNA helicase activity
Source: RefSeq, a predicted model, not a curated record
AUGCCGCCUCCCCUGCCUACCCCUCCAUUUCCAGCAAAGCCUCACACUGCAGAACAGCUACAGCUUGACAGCACAAGCCGCUUUGGUCAGAGACCUUGUCGAUGGCAAAGUGAUAUUGCAUUCCAACUGGUUCAUCGGAGAAAUUUGGUGUCCAUUUCUGCUACAGGUUCUGGGAAGAGCUUUAUCUUCUGGCUUCCCAUGCUAUAUGAGAAUGGACUCACAAUAAUUGUUGUUCCAUUGAAGAACCUAGGACAGCAGCUUGCUGAUGAAUCUUCUUGGAGGGGAUUCUGCGCUGUGUCAGAGAUCAAGUGCCUGCAGUUCCGAACAGUUGUCCUAUCUCCUGAGCUAGCAGUCGACCCACACUUCAUGCGCAUCUGGAAUGAACCAAAAAUCAAGAAAAAGAUAAAUCGCGUAAUUAUUGAUGAAGCCCACUGUGUCAGUCAGUGGGGAAGAGACUUCCGAUCAUCAUAUUUACAUCUCUCCUGCCUGCAUGCCGUCCUGGGAGAAGUAUCCUGGUAUUUGACAUCAGCAACACUUCACUCACAUGUGCUCCAAGACACCCUCCGUAUAAUCGGGCUACACCGGAAUACUAUGAUCUACUGUCGUUCCAAUGAUAGGCCAAACAUCCAUCUCUGUGUGUGGAAGAUGAAGUAUUCUAUCACUUCUCACCUUGAUCUUGCAUUCCUUGUGCCGCUGAAUCCUGAGAUUGACAACUCAGACUGGGUCAGACAAAAUAUUCCGCAAUUCCUCAUCUACUGUAACUCACGAGUGGAUGCUGAAAUGCAUGCUCAUCAUCGGAUUGUCUGGUAUCAUUCAGGGAUGUCAGAUGCAUUUAAAAAGGAGACGAUUGAGGAAUAUGAGAGGGGGGAAUAUUAG